AUGAAAUUUCUGAUUCUUAAGGUCGAAUUCAAUAUCCAAAUAAUUAAGGAUAAAGUUUUCGUAUGGUCUGAUCAUUCAACUAAAAUGAAAGAUUAAAUUUUAAGGGUUGUUUCUGAAUAUAAUCAGAAAACUUCUCCUCUAUCUGCUUUAAGAUCAAAUCAUGUCUUAAAAUCUCCUCAAGAAAUCAGAUAAAUUGUAAUUAGUCCUUUAAGAAUAGAAUCAAAAAGAAUGACAAGUGCUUUCAUUUAAGUAUAUUAUAUCAUCAAUGAUUAUUAAGUAUAAUCAUUUUAAGUUGAAAAUUCAAAUAUAAAUGAAGAUAAAAAGAUCAAAAAGUAAUAAGAGUUCUAAAUCCUCAAAAAUAUAAUCUUUAAGAAAUUUAAAUGA
Paramecium sonneborni is the source of this 384-nucleotide messenger RNA. The record is from the annotation of a GenBank genome assembly. NCBI's taxonomy places the organism in Eukaryota, Ciliophora, Oligohymenophorea, Peniculida, Parameciidae.